This is a messenger RNA of Apis cerana (Asiatic honeybee), 3427 nucleotides long. RefSeq names its product unconventional myosin-XIX. NCBI's taxonomy places the organism in Eukaryota, Metazoa, Arthropoda, Insecta, Hymenoptera, Apidae. Gene Ontology annotation, biological process: actin filament organization. Gene Ontology annotation, cellular component: myosin complex; cytoplasm; membrane. Gene Ontology annotation, molecular function: microfilament motor activity; actin filament binding; ATP binding. The record is from RefSeq and is a predicted model, not a curated record.
GAAAAAUGCCGGCUGAGAUAUGUGAAUUUUUUUGACCUUGAAUAUGUAAAUAUUUAUUUUUGACAUCAUUUUUUUUUUACUCUAUAGUUUACUCUAUAGUCAAUUGUGCAACACGAACCGCUAUGCUUGCAAUAAUAGAGAUAUACAUUGCAGCAACCAAUUUCCCUAAUUGAAUGGAAUUUAAUAAACGAUUUAAAUGAUUUACCAGAAAAUAAAGAUAUUAUUAUAGAUUUUCUUUUGGAAAGACUACAACAUGGUCAAAUUUAUACAUGGGUUGAUUCAUUACUCUUGACAUUAAAUCCUAAUAAUGAAGCAUUAACAUCUCAUUUGUAUCAUUCUUCUAAAUUAACUUCUAAAUUUGAUAAACAAAUUACUACUACUUAUGAAACAAGUCCUCACAUAUUUACUAUUGCUGCUAAGGCACAUUACAAUCUUACUAAGAAAUUUAGACAAAAUUCUCAGGUAAUUAUUAUAAGUGGAGAAACUGGAACAGGAAAAACAUUUAAUGUUUACAAAUGUUUAGAAUUUUUUAGUAACAUUAAUAAAGCUUCAAUACAAUUCUCUCAAGAAGAUUAUACGAAUAAUGUAAUGUUAAGAAUUACAGACGCGUGUCAUUUGAUAUCUGUUUUUACAACUGCAUGCACUGAAAAAAAUGAAAUAAGUUCAAGACAUGGAGAACUUAUUAAACUUCAUUAUAAAAAUAAUAUUAUUUCUGGUGCAACUAUUAACUCAUUUCUUUUGGAAAGAAGUAGGGUAACAAGAGGUUCAGACAAUUUUCAAAUUUUUUAUCAGAUGAUAUUUGGAAUAUCAGAGAUAGAACUUGAAGAUUUUUAUUUAUCUAAAGAUAAAGAUUAUGAUAUAUUAAAUUCUAUAGAUUAUGAAAAACAAAAAUAUUUUCAAAAUGGUUUUCAAGAUACUCUAAAUGCAUUGGAUAUGUUGGAUUUUAAACCAGAUCAAAAAAAACAAAUCUUUCAAGUCCUUGCUUUAUUGAUUCAUAUGGGAAAUAUUAAAUUUAUAAAAAAUAGUGAAAUAUGUAUAAUUGAUUUUAAUAAUAACAAAUCCAAAGAAGCUUUAAAAAAUAGCUGUAUUCUUGGUUCUUUAACUGAAGAUACCAUGAUAAAAUUGCUUACAACUGUUCUUAUAAAUCCGCAAAGUAUUUGGCGAAAACACACCUCAUAUCAUCGAUAUCUUGUUACUGUUGAUGCAUGUCGUAAUAGAUUACAUAGUAUAAUUAGACAUAUAUAUGAUCUUCUUUUUCACUGGAUUUUAAAUCAUACAAACAAUAUUUUGUCUCUAAAACAACAAUAUUCUCAAUGGCUUGGUAUACUGGAUAUCUUUGGUUUUGAAUCUUUCAAUAAAAAUGGCAUGGAACAGCUUUGUGUAAAUUAUGUUAAUGAAAAAAUGCAACAAUAUUUCAUAGAAUCUUAUGUGAAAAAUAAUCGUAACAAUUUACAGGAAGAAAAUUUUAUUGAAAUUUAUAAUCCUUUGCAUACUAUUAAUUUAUAUAAAGAACGUUUAAACGUUAUUGAAAAAAAUUUAUUUUUAACUUUAAAUGAUGCUUGUCAAUCGUUUAUAGUAAUUGAUACAUUAAAAAUAGUUCAAUUGGUACAUAAAAAUUUACUUAAUAUACAAAAAGAAAUUUUAAGUGAAAAAGAAGGAAAUUUUAUUAUAGAACAUUAUUCUGGUCCUGUUGCAUAUUCCAUAGAAGAUAUAUUAUCUAAAAACACAGAUAAGGUUCCAAGUGAAAUAUCUUUAAUUUUUAGUACAAGUAAAAAUAAAUUUCUUCAAUCUUUAAUUAAUAUUGAAGAAAGGCAAUAUUUACAUAUUGUAAAAUCUACUACUAAAAAAAAAACAAUGUUAGCUAAGUUAAAAUAUAAUAUGGAUAUACUUAUUAAAGAACUUAGCAAAUGUGAUUUACAUUAUGUACGAUGUGUUAAACCAAAUCGAUUAAUAAAUCAUGAAUGGGAUCGAAAAGAUUUUCAGAAACAAUUGGCAUGUAUUGGUAUUUUUGAUGCUCUGUCCUUAGCUAAAUGCAAAUAUCCUAUUCAUUUCUCUUAUCGAGAUUUUUAUUUUCGUUAUUCUAAAAAAUCUACAAAAACAAUUAAUUUUGAAAAAUGUAAACUGAUUAUGGAAUCAAUUAUAUCUAAAAAAGAUUUACAAACACAAGUUCAUUUUGGAAAACAAUUGAUAUUUUUAACACAACAUAUUUUUCUUAUAUUAGAAUCCUAUAAAAGAAAUUAUCAUAUAAAAUGUGUUAAUAAAAUACAAGAAUUUUGGAUAAGGCAUAAAUAUAAAAUAACAUUACCUAUUUUAAAAUAUGUAACAAAUAAUUAUCAAGUACAAAAUAUAUCUGAAAUGAAUAAAAAUAUAAUAUUUGUUAAAAUUAUAUUUGAUCAUGAAUUGAAAAAAUUAAAUACUUUUCAAAAAAAUAAUAACAUAUUUUUCACUAAUUCAAUUUUUUUUAAAAAUAAUGAUAAAACAAGCUAUUCAAACUUUGUAAUAAAAAAUACAAAAGAUGAUAAAAAUAUUAAUAUGUAUAAAAAUUUGAAAACUCACUCACAGAAAGAAAAUAAGAAUGAUUCGAUAAAGAUAUUAAAUACUUUGGAAAAAGUAUAUAUUCUUAAAAAUUCGCAAACAAACUUAAAGAAUCUUAAUUAUCAAUUCAAUCCAAUGUACAUUAAAAGUUUCAUUAAAAAUGAUACUUCAAAAUUUAUGAGAAAAAUCAAUACUAAUAAUUUUUUAAAAGUUAAAUAUAGCAAAAAUACUUAUAAGCAUAGUGAUAUAAUGAACACUUGUAAUAAUAACAACAAUAAUUUAUUGAAACAAUAUUUAGGAUUACAUAUUUCUUUAAUUCAUAUAGACUCUACAAAAAAAAAUUAUGAAAAAGAAAGUUCUAUAUAUCAUAAAACAGAAAAUACUAAUCUCAUUCAAAUGGAUUCUUAUCCGCUUUUUUAUAAAAAUGGAAUUUUAAGUCGACGACGACUUGCUGCAAUACCAAUAAGGAUGCAUAUUCGAACUACAUGUUUGAUUAAUUCACAUAUAUUACCACAUAACAAAUUACCACGAGGAUUACAAGAUUGUCUUUGAUAAAAAGAAUUAAUAUUUUAAUAACAAUAUACAGAAAAUAUUGUACAUAUAUUCAUAUAUAUUCAUAUAUAGAAAUAUAUCCACUAUUAUAAAUAAUUAUAAAUAUUAAACUAUAUAUGAAUGCAUUGUAAUAUAAAUAAAAAAUGAUACGUUUUCUCGCUUUAACGAGAAAAUGUUAAAAUAUAUUUAUACGUAUGAAUUUUGAUAAAAUGAAAUUCUUUUUAAAAAAAUUUUGUUUAUGUAAAAAAAAUCCAAAUAUGAAUCUAAAAUUGUUAUUUAAAUUAUAUACAUCUAUGUUUAAAUUUAUAAAUAACCAUAUAAUAAAUUAUAAGUAUUAAAA